UGGAAGACCGAACUGAGCAGCGAGAGCCCCCAGUCGAUCGGUUAAGCUCAAUCAGCUGGCGGAAUGAGUCGGGGCUUGAAUUUAUUUUUAUACGAGGCUGCAAGGCACGCGAUCGUCAUUUAGUAGCGAACCUUUACGCGAACCGCAUCGAUCCGCCAAUCGCGAUAGAAAACCAAGACACCAGCACACACAAUGUUCCAGAAAAGGAUUAUCGAGCUCAUCACGGUUCUGUUCUACUGGAUGAUUCUCGUCCCAAUCAUCUACAACUACUGCAAGGGGAAGAAAAUCAUCGAAAUGGAUAUGAACAAGCUAAUCGACUCGAUGACCACGCACGCCACAUUCGUCCUGUGCCUGAUGAUUGGAUACGUGAUCCUCUACAGGAUCGUUAUGUUCACCUACAUGAAGCUGAAGGUUUGCGACAUCGAGAUGUGGCACACCCUGAAGAAGACCAAGGAGGACCCGGAGUCGUAUCUGCAGAAGACCCACUACCAGCCCGUCUCCCUGGAGCACAUCGAUGUCGUCGACUCCGGGAAGAAGAAGAAGGCCAACACCCUGGGCUCCCCCCAGAUGAUCAGGACCAUCAGCGACCCGUUGCUCACCGAAGGCGACCUGGCCCGCAUCCACAUAAAGCACGAAACGAAGCCCCUGUCCAGUGCCACCAUGCCCAGGGUGCACCAGGUCAACGUACAUCCCAGUCCGAGUCCCAGCCUGAGGAGUGCCCCUGCCGUGCCCAAGAAGGACAAGAGCGGCGUCAUCAUGUCCCCCAUGAUGCCGCCCUGCCAAGUGGUGUGAUCAUGCCUCCCCAAGUCACUUGGUGAUGCUAUAGCUCUAUCAAAAGUCCGCGUCAAGUAUUAGCUACUGCCCAAAGAUCGACUAGCAAAUCGAAAAAAGACGAAAUUAGUCAAAUCAUUCCAGAAUAAAUAGCGAAAAUAUUUAUUAAUAAUUAUAAGACUGCGAUUGUUGCAUGUGUUCCUUUUGAGGCACAUCGUUGUACGUUAUAAAUCAAACUCGAAAAACACAACAUUAAAUUAAUGAAUGUUAUUAUUAUUAAUGUAUUACUUAUAGUAUAAAACGUGUAGCUCUCGAGUAACGAAAAGAGUGUAGCUAAAUUUAUAUGAAUAAAUACACAAAUAUUAAAA
Messenger RNA from Drosophila ananassae, 1139 nucleotides. RefSeq lists its product as uncharacterized. Lineage: Eukaryota; Metazoa; Arthropoda; Insecta; Diptera; Drosophilidae. The record is from RefSeq and is a predicted model, not a curated record. Bases 193 to 792 code for a protein of 199 amino acids. The transcript has a single exon.